GAGAGGAGCGCGCGCACAUCCGUGACGACAAGGCACCGUAUCCAAAAUCACGCACACGCAUUCAUGCGUUUGCUCAUCAUCUGUCUAAACAAACCAAGGAUGAGGGAACAGUCGUGCGGGUUCUGUUUUGUCAAUUUUCUUUUAUUCAUCAUCGCUCGACAAUGGGUGACCGCAAGCAGGGACUUGCGCCUGUGCAACGAGACAGAUUACUACUAUGAAUAUACAGAGUGUGACAGUACAGGGUCUCGCUGGAGGGUGGCCAUCCCCCACAACCUGGGCACCUGCUCAGGCCUGCCCACUCCCACCCGAGGAACUGACUGCUCGUUCUCAUGUGCGGCAGGCAAGUUUUUAGAGAUGUCCUCUCAGCAAUGUACGCCAUGUGCAGCCGGCUCCUAUUCGUUGGGUAGCGCUGUGCGUUUCGACCAAUGGGACGCCAUUCCUACAGGCUUCACCAGCCUGGCCACCUACAUGGACCCCGGACCCAAUGGAGAGGAGAGCCAGGCCUGUAAUAGCUCAUCGUGGACCCCGCAGGGUGUGUACCUGGAGUCCAGUCGAGAUGAGUGCACGGUGUCUCUGGUGUACGCUGUGCAUCUGGAGAAGCAGGGCUCCGUAUCCUUCAGUUACCAGUACCCCGACAACAACAUCUUCUUUGAGUUCUAUGUCCAGAACGAGCAGUGCCAGGAGAUGGCCCAGACAGAGGACCAGAAGUGGAUCAAACUCACCACCAACGGAGAAUGGGACAUGCACACGGUGAAUCUGAAAUCUGGCACUAACAUCCUGUACUGGAGGACAACAGGGAUCCUGGUUGGAGGGAAGAUGGUCAAACCAGUGCUGCUCAGGAACAUCCAGAUAGAGGGUGUUGCCUACACAUCAGAGUGUUUCCCCUGUCGACCUGGCUGGUUUAGCUCCGCCCCUGGCUCUUCCUCUUGCCAGCCCUGCCCCAGGAACACCUCAUCCAACAAGGGAGCUGCUUCGUGUACCCCCUGCCUGGACAUGCAGUACUCACAUGAGGGAUGGUCAGAGUGUAAGACUAGACCUCCAUGUUCAGAAAAAGAUUAUUUUCAGAUCCACACAGCUUGUGACAGCGAGGGAAAGACGCAGGUGAUGUACAGGUGGGUGGAGCCAAGGAUCUGUGAGGAGAAUGUGACCGGUGCUGUGGUGCUGCCCCCUACAGGGGAGAGAGAGGCAUGCCCGCCCUGUAACCCGGGUUACUAUAACACCAACGACUCCACCUGCUUCCCCUGUCCUCCUGGAACGCACUCUGACGGCACUUCAGUUUGUGAGGAGUGCCCAGCAGGAACAGAACCAGUGCUGGGAUAUGAGUAUAAAUGGUGGAACGUCCUUCCCUCCAACAUGAAGACUUCCUGCUUCAAUGUGGGCAACAACAAAUGCGAUGACAUGAACGGUUGGGAGGUGGCAGGGGACCACAUUCGCAGCGGCGCUGGAGGCUCGGAUAACGAUUACCUCAUCCUGAACCUGCAUGUUCCUGGCUUCAAGUUGCCAACUUCACUCGCUGGGAUGACGGGUAGUGAGUUUGGCCGGAUCACUUUUGUCUUCGAGACAAUCUGCUCUGCCGACUGUGAGCUCUACUUCAUGAUGGACAUGAAUAGGAAGAGCACCACAGUGGUGGAGUCAUGGGAGGGCAGUAAGGAGAGACAGUCCUACACGCACAUCAUGACCAGGAACGCAUCUGUAUCGUACACAUGGGCCUUCCAGAGGACCAACCAGGCUCAGGACGUGCGUCUGUACAUCGCUGAUGUGGUGAAGCUCUACUCCGUGACUGUGACCAACGUCCAGGAUGGCGUGGCGUCUGCGUGUCGAGCCUGCGCCCUGCUAUCCCAGAGUUCUCAGCGGUCGGGUUCGUCGUCAUGUAUUCCAUGCCCGGCCGGGUUCUACAUCGACCGAGAUACCAACCGCUGCCAGGAGUGCCCUCCCGACACCUACCUGUCUGGUCAUCACACCUACGGACAGGACGCCUGUCUGCCCUGCGGACCUGGGAGCAGAAGUAACCAGGAGCACUCUCGUUGCUACAGCGACUGCUCUUUCAGUCACAUGGAGAACAACCGUACCCUGACCUAUGACCUCAGUUCUCUGAGUGCUGUGGCCUCGCUCACCAAUGGCCCCAGCUUCACAUCCAAAGGCACCAAGUAUCUCCACGUCUUUAACAUCAGCCUCUGCGGACACCAGGGGAAGAUGGCGGCUGUCUGCACAGAUAAUGUCACCGAUCUGGCCAAUAAGGAUUUGACAGGUGACUCCCCCCAAUUCGUCAACUCCGUGGACAGCUUCAUCUGUCAAUCAACCAUCAUUCCUGCAGAUGGCCGGGGCUUCAGGACAGCCUUGGCAUCCCAGUCUAUCAGUCUGGCUGAUACUUACCUCGGAGCGACAGUGGACAGUGUUUUGGACGGAGUGAAGGCCAGACCAGAACUCUACCCUGACAACCCAAAAGGCACUCCAGACAUCAACUUCUUCUACAGGUCAACUCAGACGACGGCAUCGUGUGAGCGGGGUCGGAGUGCAGUCAUCACGAUACGCUGCAACCCAGAGAAAGCCGACCAUGGGCAACUAGCAGUGCCUAGUGCCUGCCCUGCAGGGACUUGCGAUGGCUGUACGUUUCACUUCCUGUGGGAGAGUGGGAGCGCCUGUCCACUCUGCACCCACGACGACUAUCAUCAGAUAGAAGGAGCCUGCAAAAGAGGGGUCCAGGAGACUCUGUCUGUAUGGAAUGAGCCAAAACUGUGCACCUCCGGUGUUUCCCUGCCGGCAAAGACCUCGGCUCCCUGCGAGGCCAUCGCUCUAUGGCUAAAGGUGGGGGUGGGAGGAGGGGCCUUCCUGGCUGUGCUGCUCGUCUCCCUUACCUGCUAUUUCUGGAAGAAAAAUAAGAGGCUUGAGUACAAGUACUCUCGGUUGGUGAUGUCCGCAAAUAAGGAGUGUGAGUUGCCGGCAGCCGACAGCUGUGCCCUGGCUGAAGGGGAGGAGCCUGAGGAUGAUGUCGUCUACUCCCACAAACCUUCACUGCUUGGCAAGCUCAGGGCGAUUGCUAACAAGCAGGGCGAAGGAGACAGCAGUGAGUCGGUCCAGCUGAAGUCAUCCCAGUCCGAGAGAUGGGUCUGGGGGUAACAAAACGCGUAAAGAGAGAGGGGAAAAAGAUGGAGAGUUGGUAUGGUUGGCACUGAGAUCCAGUCCUCUUUGUGUCUCCUGGGCCCUGCUUAUUCCUCGGAAUUCAUCUUGGUUCCAGCCUCUCCAGUUACCUCUGCAGGAUAUAUAUUACCAAGAUUCUGACUGAAACUGGAAAGUGGUUUGCCCCAUCGACCCUACCACAAAGGGGAAUAAAAACUCUAUGCCAUGGAUAUUGAAGGGCUGCAAAUGAAAAAAACUGUCACUGUUUUUGUAUAUUUUGUAACGUCAUUUGGAAUUUAUCUGUACAGUCAUGUCCAAAGUAUACUUAUUAAUGUUGUUAUAAUUUAUCUUUAUUAAAUUCUCACUUGGCUUUGUGGCCAUGUA
Messenger RNA from Esox lucius (northern pike), 3501 nucleotides. RefSeq names its product endosome-lysosome associated apoptosis and autophagy regulator family member 2 (gene elapor2b). NCBI's taxonomy places the organism in Eukaryota, Metazoa, Chordata, Actinopteri, Esociformes, Esocidae. Gene Ontology annotation, biological process: positive regulation of BMP signaling pathway. The record is from RefSeq and is a predicted model, not a curated record. The coding region runs from base 64 to 3117 and encodes 1017 amino acids. The transcript is spliced from 22 exons.